Hippopotamus amphibius kiboko is the source of this 2719-nucleotide messenger RNA. RefSeq names its product amidohydrolase domain containing 2 (gene AMDHD2). Gene Ontology annotation, molecular function: N-acetylglucosamine-6-phosphate deacetylase activity. The record is from RefSeq and is a predicted model, not a curated record. Bases 57 to 1430 code for a protein of 457 amino acids. The transcript has 10 exons. Gene Ontology annotation, biological process: N-acetylglucosamine catabolic process. NCBI's taxonomy places the organism in Eukaryota, Metazoa, Chordata, Mammalia, Artiodactyla, Hippopotamidae.
UUUCGGGGCCGGAACUCGGCGCGGGAUCCGGCACCUAGAGCUCGGUUGGGCUCAGGAUGCGCGGCGGGCAGGGCGAGGCGCUGGCUCCGGUGAUCCAGUUCACCAACUGCCGCAUCCUGCGGGGCCGGGUGCUGCUCAGGGAGGAUCUGUGGGUGCGCGGGGGCCGCAUUCUGGACCCGGAGAAGCUGUUCUUUGAGGAGCGGCGCGUUGCUGACGAGCAGCGGGACUGCGGGGGCUGCAUCCUGGCGCCCGGCUUCAUCGACGUGCAGAUCAACGGUGGAUUUGGCGUUGACUUCUCUCAGGCCACGGAGGACGUGGGUUCGGGAGUCGCCCUGGUGGCCCGGCGGAUCCUAUCGCACGGAGUCACCUCCUUUUGUCCCACGUUGGUCACCUCGCCACCGGAGGUUUAUCGCAAGGUCCUUCCUCAGAUCCCUGUGAAGAGUGGUGGUCCCCAUGGGGCAGGGGUCCUCGGGGUGCACCUGGAGGGCCCAUUCAUCAGCCGGGAGAAGCGGGGAGCGCAUCCCGAGGCCCAUCUGCGCUCCUUUGAGGCCAACGCUUUCCAAGACGUGCUGGCCACCUACGGGGGCCUGGACAAUGUCCGCAUCGUGACGCUGGCCCCCGAGCUGGGCCGCAGCCACGAGGUGAUCCAGGCGCUGACGGCCCUCGGCAUCUGUGUGUCCCUCGGGCACUCAGUGGCUGACCUCGGCACCGCGGAGGAAGCUGUGCAGAGUGGGGCCACCUUCAUCACCCACCUCUUCAACGCCAUGCUGCCUUUCCACCACCGUGACCCAGGCAUCGUGGGGCUCCUGACCAGCGAUCAGCUGCCCCCGGGCCGCCACAUCUUCUACGGGAUGAUCGCCGACGGCAUACACACCAAUCCCGCCGCCCUGCGCAUCGCCCAGCGGGCCCACCCUGAGGGGCUGGUGCUGGUCACUGAUGCUGUCCCUGCCCUGGGUUUGGGCAAUGGCCGUCACACGCUGGGGCAGCAGGAGGUGGAGGUGAACGGGCUGACAGCCUAUGUGGCAGGCACCAACACACUGAGCGGCAGCAUAGCCCCGAUGGACACCUGCGUCCGGCAUUUCCUGCGGGCCACAGUGGCAGCCCUGCCCCUGCUUCCUUCUCACCGCUCACCUCUGACCCAGACUUCGUGGUGCUCGAUGACUCUCUCCACAUCCGGGCCACCUACAUCUCGGGCGAGCUGGUGUGGCAGGCGGAGGAGGCCAGACAGUGACCAAGGACCACCGCUGGAGGGGGUGCCCAGUCCCUGCUGGACACUGUUGGCUGGGUCAUCAAGGAGCUGGUCUCCAGAGAGCGGUGGGGGCCGAGGCCUGGAGGCAGCUGCUUGGAUAAACGUGUGCCCCGUAGGGACUCGCCUGGUCUCUGAGUUUUGCUUCAAAGAGGGGCUUUUGCUAUUUCUGUCCUCACCCUAGUGGCGCCAUUUGGAGGGAGAGGGGGGUGUUUGUGGCUUAGGGUUGGGAGCGGCCGGGUUCCAGCUCCACACUGCCUGUGGGGUUUAUGGGGCUCAGUGGGGACAGCAGGUCCUCUCUCUGUUAGAUGUGUCUGUGGCCUGUAGACCCACAGACAGAUGUGCCAGCUGGAAACGAAUGGAGGGCUGGAGGGGGAGGCCACAGGCUACAGGCUGUGAAGCGGCAGGAAGAGGCUUGGGGAGCGAGUGUGAGGCUUCAGCAGUUUGCCUGUGGGGCUGAGGGAAAGGGUAGGUGCACCUUGGAAUGUGCAACAGGAAAGAAUGGGUCAGUUGAUCAUAGAGACAAGUUAGGGAAUGGGCUGGGAGGAGCUGGAGACAGGAGGGGCCUCGGGUGGGUGCUGCAGAGGGUUUGGGAAGCUGGUGUGUGCAGGUGUCCUGUGAGUCGUUCUUUGCACCCCUGAAUUGAGUGGGCAGAGUGGAGGCCCAAGACCACAGCUCUGGACCUGGACACAGCACCAGGCACUCCUCUAACCUUCAAAAGGAAUCUGCACUGGCCUUGGGGCCCCUGGGCCUGACCCCAGCCAACCUGCCCAACCAGAGGUUCCACUGCCUUGAGCCCUCGGGAUAAUCAAGGCUCCAUCUCUUUUGGCUUCUUUUCUGAACAACUCUACCUCCUGACCUGACUCCUGAGUAGGUGAAAUGAUCCGCCUGAGCCCCAGUGUUUACACAGCGGUGGCUGACCCUGCCUGGUGCUGGUGGGCAGCUCUGGGGUCCUCCGUGUGUGCCCCACACCCUUCCACUGUGUUUGUCCAUUAGUGUCAUCUUGCAGCCUUCCGUGUCCUCUCUGUCCUGGCAACAGCCCCCUCACAUUGGGAGCAUGGGCUCUUGGGCUCCCCGGAUAGGACUGCUUUGAGGUGGGUGGGCUUUGGGGGUCCUGCUGUCUCAGGACAUUCACGAUGUAGUGGUUGGUGAUCCCCAGGUGUGGAGUUGUCGUCUUGACUCCCCCCCAUUUGGGUCCCAGGGUGGGCGCCCCCUCCCCCUUUCAUACAGGAGCAGCCCUCAGUGCAGGAGGUCAUGGGGCACCUUUGUAUGUGGCCCAGCCACAGCUCGUGCCUCUAUCUCAGAGCCACUGAAGGAAGUGUCUGUGGACCCAAGGUGACAAAAAUGGCUGCAGGUCCCAGCAGUGUUUGACGUUGAACAGGCUGGGAAGAACAACCACGUGCUGCAGGGAGGAGCCUUUACAGGGCCCACCUGUGCCAGGUUUCCUCCUAGUGCUCUAGUGUCUUAACUCUU